Molecule: messenger RNA, 1587 nt
Organism: Fusarium odoratissimum NRRL 54006
Lineage: Eukaryota; Fungi; Ascomycota; Sordariomycetes; Hypocreales; Nectriaceae
Exons: 1
Coding region: 43-1524 (493 amino acids)
Source: RefSeq, a predicted model, not a curated record
CAUUUUCGCUGAAUACUACUGGAAGGUCAGUGACACUUCGUAAUGACGCCUCUUUCGCUUCUGGACUGUCCCAAAGAGGUUCAACUCAGCAUUGCUGAACUUCUUCUUCAAGCCGACGUGGCCAAUCUCUCCUUGUCGUGUCGAGGCAUGCACAGCCUUACCGAGCCACUCGUUUACUCCACCAUCCAGAUCAUAUGGACGAGGCAGUAUUAUCCACCCAUCCCAAAAGCGCUGCUGUUACUCCGAACUUUGCUGGAAAGACCAGAUCUACGGAACCAUGUUCGUUCUAUCGAGUUCGGUGGUAAUGGAUUCAUUGACUAUGAUGAUCCUCCAUGGCCUGGUGAAACGCCAGAACCGCCUGAGGUGCCGAAUCUUCCCCUCGAUGAACUCAAUGCAGCGAUCAGAAGGACUGGGGUGUCUGAGUCCAGCGCAAAUGAAUGGACGUCUAAAGUACUAUACUCCGAUAGCCACAGGUACUUACACUUUGGAGAAGAGCUCCAGCUGGGUAUUAUCCAGAAAACUCAAUCCGCAACUUCCGAUGCCACCGCAGCUGUCAUCGUUUCUCUGCUAAAGAAAUUGGAGAGACUUACUGUCUCCGAGAAUUGGUACAAUGAGGCGCGACUCUUGGGUCUUAUGUUUCAGCUGGCACUCUGCAGGACAAACCAACACUCUACUCAAAGCUCCCAGCCCACCUUUAGAUUUCUGAAUUAUGUUUCACUCGACCCAAUGCUACACGAGGACACAAAUACGGAACCCGACAAGGUCGACCAAGAUCUUUGUUUGUUCUACUUGCCUUGUAUCCAGCAUCUCUCCACCUCAAUCCAGAAUCCCACGCCAUUCUCGUGGCCCUGCGCUUCAGCCCCGAACCCAGUGUCCUUGACCUCAUUAGACAUUUUCAGACUCCGAGAAACACGCCUCGCUCCAGUUUUAUCUGCAACAAAAAACCUUAGGAAGCUGAAGUACAAUUGGUUCUACCGACCUGACCUUGAUGAAGAGGUUAACACUUCUACGCUAAUGCUGGAUGAAUUGGCAAUGGCGCUCCUCGAGGUCAAAAAUUCGCUAGAGGAUCUAGAAAUCACUGCCGAGACAUGUCCCGCGUAUACAAUGGGAGAUUAUGAUCCACCUGAUUUUACAUUUCAUGAGUCGUUGGCAGAGAUGAAAAGCAUGCGCAGGCUUAAGACUUUAAAUGUUCCUUGGUCAUUUCUGACCGGCAUGACUGAUUUUUCUGCCACUGGACGUCUUGGAAAUGCGCUGCCCCAAAAUCUGGAGUACCUCAUACUAAGCCGCUUUCGUCUACGACCUGCACCGUAUAAUGAUCGAGAUGGAGUCAUGAUUUCCGCUUUCGAGAGGGAACUGGAAACUGGUAGUUUAUCGCAUCUGACUCAAUUGAAGAGCGUCAAGCUACCGCCGUCUUUCGUCAGUCGUGGGAUGUCAGAUGCAUGCGAGGAAAGGAUUGCAGCACUUGGGAAGAAGUUUGACUUGAAGCUGGAAAGCCAGAAGAGGGACUUGAGUAAGAUUAUAUAGAUCAUUUGUAUUCUGCUUUCUCGAACAAAGAGUCUUUUCCAGAUCAUGAAGAGCGAGCAUUGG